This is a messenger RNA of Cyprinodon variegatus (sheepshead minnow), 1671 nucleotides long. RefSeq names its product solute carrier family 41 member 2-like. The record is from RefSeq and is a predicted model, not a curated record. The coding region runs from base 71 to 1594 and encodes 507 amino acids. The transcript is spliced from 11 exons. Lineage: Eukaryota; Metazoa; Chordata; Actinopteri; Cyprinodontiformes; Cyprinodontidae. Gene Ontology annotation, molecular function: monoatomic cation transmembrane transporter activity. Gene Ontology annotation, cellular component: plasma membrane. Gene Ontology annotation, biological process: monoatomic cation transport.
UCCUGGAGCAGUCUCCUAUCUAGCAAACUAAAACGGCAAAGGCACAUUCUCCUGAGAUCAACUUUUCACCAUGGUUGUUCCAAAUUCACCAACUAAGAUGUCCCAAAGCAGAAUUUUAAGAACACACGGCAGUCAGCAAUAUGGUUCAGUCCCAACCGUCUCAGAGAUCUCUGGAAGUCUAAGGAAUUGGAGUUCCCAUAGAUGUUUAUCUACAGACAGUAACAGUUUGGAGGAUGAGUCUCCAGAGUGCAAUGAGUCCGACCCCUUGCUUUCCAAUGAACUAUGGAAUGGGUCAAGGUUAAACAGAUCCAUGACUGCAAAGAGUGGAGAAGGUUCAAGUGGACCCACGGAAUCAGUGUGUUCCAUGGUGCUGCAGAUUCUGGUACCGUUUGUACUGGCCGGUCUGGGGACGGUUUCUGUUGGGAUGCUACUUGACUUUGUGCAGAGCUGGGAUGUGUUCCAGGAUAUCACUGAGAUUUUAAUUCUGGUUCCAGCUGUUUUAGGCAUGAAAGGAAACCUGGAAAUGACGCUGGCAUCAAGAUUGUCCACUGUUGUAAAUACUGGGGAAAUUGAAUCUACCAGAGAUAUGUGGAUGCUGAUUGGUGGAAAUCUUGCUCUAAAACAGCUUCAAGCCACAGUUCUGGGUCUGCUGGCCUUUCUUAUAGUGACUAUAUUGGCCUGGAUAGCAGAUGGAGAAAUGCCUCUAAGCCACAUAGUACUCCUUUGUUCAACCUCUUUGUCUACUGCCUUCGUGGCAUCACUGCUACAAGGCAUCGUUGUGGUUGGGGUAAUCAUGGGCUCCAAGCGAAUCGGUAUCAAUCCUGAUAACGUGGCCACUCCCUUGGCAGGCAGUUUUGGCGAUCUCAUCACGCUUGCUCUGUUGGCAUCCUUCAGUCAAUGGUUCUACUCCAUUAUGGAUUUUUAUCCCCAUGUGUUAUACCUGAUGGAUCUUCUGUAUAUGAGUCUGAUACCUGUUUGGAUGAUGAUCUCUUCAAAACACCCUGCCAGUCAGAUCUUGCUUCGUACAGGCUGGGAACCACUCAUUACAGCAAUGGUUAUCAGCAGUGCUGGAGGGCUAAUUCUGGACAAGGCUGUGUCAGAUCCAAUCUUGAUUGGGAUUGUAAUUUAUGCACCUGUCAUAAAUGGUGUGGGGGGAAACCUGGUUUCCAUACAUUCUAGCCGCAUUUCCACACAUCUGCAUUUGAAUUACUCACCCGGAGAGGUUCCAGAUGGUCCCAGAAGCUGCUUGAACCCCUGUUACACUUUCUUUGGUUCAGGUGCAAACCACAGAUCCGCCCUGGUUCUUCUCAUUUUGGUUCUUCCUGGUCAGCUGGUCUUUUUACAUAUUAUUCAUCUGAUUAAAGGAGGUCUCACACUGCCCAGCGCUCUCUUCACUGUUUUCUUCCUAUUAGCUUCUACAAUUCAAGUCUUCUUGCUGCUGAGUCUGGCUGACUGCAUUGUCCACUGUCUGUGGAGGAGGGGCAAAGACCCUGAUAGCUACUCAAUACCCUACCUCACAGCCUUGGGAGAUCUUCUUGGAACUGCUCUGCUAUCUCUUGCUUUUUUCUUGCUGUGGUGUAUUGGUGAGCUUUAAUAUAGAUCAAUUCAAGAUGGUACUGAAACAAUUAGAGCCAGAGGGAAAGAUAGAGAACAGCAAUCCUAUAGUUUACU